This is a messenger RNA of Megalopta genalis, 727 nucleotides long. Its product is annotated as endocuticle structural glycoprotein SgAbd-2. NCBI's taxonomy places the organism in Eukaryota, Metazoa, Arthropoda, Insecta, Hymenoptera, Halictidae. The record is from RefSeq and is a predicted model, not a curated record. Gene Ontology annotation, molecular function: structural constituent of chitin-based larval cuticle. Gene Ontology annotation, cellular component: chitin-based extracellular matrix.
CUCAUAUAAAUGCUGGCGGCGGCUCUGCGUCCGGUACCGCAGCUUUGAAUUCUUGUUCGAAACGACGUCGCGCCACUGCAACGGACACACAACAUGCAACGUUUAUUUUUUCUGUUCGCUUUGGUAUGCUGCGCUGUAGGCCAGUUCGGCACUUACCGCGGUUUUCCCACUCAAAAUGCGUUCAGAACGACGCCGAGACCUGCGUAUCAACCGGUGCAACCUCAGUACACGCCGCAAUAUAACUCACCCGGCAGGUUUAUAGCGAUUCGCAGCCAGCAGAAAGAUAGCUAUCCGGAUGGAUCUUACACCUUUAGCUAUGAUACAGAGAAUGGCAUUUCGGUGUCCGAAAGCGGACGUCCUCAGGGUACACCGCAAGGCCAAAGCGAGGUGGUCCAGGGUCGAUUUUCAUAUUCCGCGCCAGACGGAACACCAAUCACGGUCGAGUACACAGCCGACGAAAAUGGUUUCCACCCCCAAGGCGCGCAUUUGCCCACUCCACCCCCGAUUCCGGAAGCCAUUAGACGAGCCCUGGCCGCCAAUCCGCCGGGACCCGACGACUCUGACUACAGACAGCCCUACAACUCCCCAUUCCGGAGAUACUGAUCGAAAAUUCGAUGAUCGAAUCAUUCCCGAACGAGGCUUGAAUUAAAUCGUUAUUAUCUUGUAACUGGACGCGAUGUUUGUACAUAUGUAUACCAGGAAAUAAAAAAGAAUUCAUCAAUUUCCA